GACGCACAGCUGUGCAUUUUGCAUGUGAAGAAGGUCAUGUCAAGGUGAUGGAGCUGCUCAUAAAGAACAGAGCUGAACUCAAUGUGACAGAUAAGGAAGACAAGUACCCUGUUGAUGUUGCUGCAGGACUGGACAGAUAUACACAGUUCUUGUUGGAGACAGAAACACGGAAGCAGGUGGAGUACAGGGAGCUGGUUUCCUCUGCGGGGUCUGAGGAGAGGACAACAAUCAAACUGAUUCUCUGUGGAGAUGGGCAGGCUGGCAAAACGUCUUUGCAAGCAAUUCUGAGAAAGACAGGCUUCAUCGCGGGUGCUUUCUGGAACAUAAGGAGGCAGUUAAGACGAGAAGACGCUUUUAACCCCACCCCGGGGGUGCAUGUAUCCAGUAAAACAGUGGGAGGAUUCGGGAGACUCCGCCUGCAUGACUUUGCAGGACAGGCGCAGUUCUACGUCACACAUGCCAUGCUGCUCCGCACAACUAAUGCCAUCUUCCCUGUCAUCUACAAAAUCACAGAUGGAGAAGACAAACAGAAACGGCAGAUCCAUGGUUGGCUGAGUUUUAUCUGCUGCAGUAACACAGAUCCCACCUACAAACCCCGAGCUGUUCUGAUCGCCAGUCAUGUGGACAAGCUACAGGACCAGAAAGCAGGUCUGUGCCGGGCCACAGCUCUGGUAGACCACUACAAGGAACUGUUCCAGGAGUCACUGGUGGUGUCACAGGAGGUGUUCCUGAUGAACUGCCUGGAAGCGGGGUCUCGUGAGAUACAACGGCUCAGAGAGGUGCUGGCAGCAUUCAGGGACGACGUGCUAAAGCAAAGACCAAAGGUCCCGAAGGUCUGCAUUCAGUUGCUGGCAGGGAUUGAAGGGUGGAGGGAGGAAAGGAAGACGUUCCCAGUGAUGUCAUGGCAGGAAUAUUUGACAUCUAUUAAGCAUGCACAUGGCAUUUUCAAGGAACGUAUUGUACAGCUGGCGUCAUCUUACCUACAUGAUGAGGGGGAGAUCAUCUCCCUUCGCCAAGAACCCAACUCAUUGGUAGUGCUGGACCCCCAGUGGUUGAACACAUCGGUUUUUGGACCCCUCCUUGCUUCGAACAACUUCGACACGAUAAGAGACAAGAUAAACCGGACUGCCGAGGACCAUGUCACGCGUGAGGAGCUCACCCGUGUCUUUAGUGACAUUGCCGACAUCCCUCUGCUGAUUAAACUCCUCCAGGACUUCCAACUCUGCCAUACGCAUGACAGUCGCACCUUCAUCCUCCCCAGCCUGCUGCAAAAGGAGAUGGAAGAGUCAGCGUGGUCUCCCGUGUCCAACAAGGCUGUCUACUUUGGUUUGCAGAUCAGAUGCCGCACAGAAGUUGACAGCUUCUCAUGUGACCUGUUCCCACGGCUGCAGACGCUACUGAUGCAAGCACACCAGAACAGACUCAGCCAGCCUCUCCUGUGGAAAAACAGUGCCAAAUGUACCGAUGGGAAGGCUGAAGCACUACUGAAGAUCACAACGGACAAGAGGCAACUCAACAUUUUUGUCAGGAGCCAUGAUGGCAACAGGGAGGACUGCAACUCCAUUAUGGACAUCCUGAUAGACAUGACAUACCGCCUGCUGCACCAAACAAGCCCCGGAGCCAGGUCACGGGACAUGGUGCUCAGCGCCCUGGACCUCCGGGAACACAGAUCACAGCCUUAUGCCUACAGCAGGGAAGAGGUGUUGACAGCAUCAGCAAAGGGGGAGAACCUCAUUCAUCCUAGGAGGAACAUCCCAGAGAAGGUCAUGGAUCUCGUGCAUGAUCUCAGCAGCCUGGAAGGCAUGCGGGGGUGGGUGUUCCAGAAGAGGCCAGAGCUCAUUCAUCAUCAGACCAACGUCCCAGAGAAGGUCAAGGAUUUAUUGCAGCAACAACAGCAGCAGCAUCUUGGCAACCUGAAAGAAGGUCAGCAGAAGACUUGUGAAAGUCAGCAGAAGAUCUGAUCAAGCAGAACUACCCACUGCUGAAGAACAGGCUGCAGGUGUCAGACCUGUUCCCACAUCUCAUCCAGCUAGAGGGGCUUUCUGCAGAUCGAGGAGACGGAGGACAUCUACAUAAAAACAACCAGACAGGGGAAGGCGGAGACUCUCCUUGACCUCCUUAGUCACCAGGGAAGGUGCACCAGUGAUGAGUUUGUGGAGAUCCUCAGGAUUGGAAAUCAUGAUCAUAUUGUACCGUUAGGCCAAUUGAAAUGAAGGCCACGAGGGGUAGCUUCAGUUCAGUUACAUGUAUAUUAUAUGUUUACACUAUACUUCAUUCCACUAGAGUUGGCUAUGUGGAUAUUAGUUUCUUUGGAACAUUAAAGAUGACCAUAGUACUAGCAAACACCUAAAGUGUUACUCUGAGGCCGCCUGGGACUCACAUCCAUAUGUCUACAUUCAUAUUACUAGUACAAAAAAUAAAUGUUCACCAUUGAUCAUUUCUCUCUCACUGGUAGUGACAACGAAUUCCUUAGUUUUCUCAACUCAUGUUUGACUGUGUUUACUAGUACUUUGGAGGUUGCCAAACUCCUCAAAAUCACCCACAAUAUGACCACAAGUAAAAAACCAAGCAACUA
This is a messenger RNA of Branchiostoma floridae (Florida lancelet), 2575 nucleotides long. RefSeq names its product protein TORNADO 1-like. The transcript is spliced from 10 exons. The record is from RefSeq and is a predicted model, not a curated record. Lineage: Eukaryota; Metazoa; Chordata; Leptocardii; Amphioxiformes; Branchiostomatidae. Bases 48 to 1961 code for a protein of 637 amino acids.